Truncatella angustata is the source of this 1828-nucleotide messenger RNA. Its product is annotated as IMP-specific 5-nucleotidase. The transcript has 3 exons. Gene Ontology annotation, molecular function: magnesium ion binding. Bases 400 to 1695 code for a protein of 431 amino acids. The record is from RefSeq and is a predicted model, not a curated record. Gene Ontology annotation, biological process: inosine salvage; nucleotide metabolic process; nicotinamide riboside biosynthetic process. Lineage: Eukaryota; Fungi; Ascomycota; Sordariomycetes; Amphisphaeriales; Sporocadaceae.
GUCCUUUUCCAGUGUUGUGGUCCACCGGCGAAAAAGAAACUACGUCUGGAUCUACAUAGAUAGGCUCAGGAGAUUAUGACAAAUUACAUAAUCACCUAUCAAGCCGAUUCGCAGCAACCGAAUGAAUGUAGUACAGUUUCGGGGAACCAAGACGCUAUGACACCUGUAGAAAGGUGGCGCCCGGCGGAUGCCGCUCAAUGCCAGCGAUGCCAAUCCAUCCGUCCUGAUACACCGACAUCGAACUUCGUGAUUACAGAGACAUUGUCACAACUUUACCCUUCUGUCGUAACAUCAGCUGCCUUGACUACCAGUUUCAUCGAACCUCAGAGAGAAAAGAAGAGGAAGAAAACAAAGAAAGAAAAACAGACACCCAUUAUCACCUGACAACUACGCCGCAAAAUGACAACACGAUACCGAGUUGAAUAUGCACUCAAGACCCAUAGAAGAGACCAGUUUAUUGAAUGGAUCAAGGGUCUUCUAGCGGUGCCAUUCGUGCUCUACUCCCAGCCUACGGGAGUGUUUGAGACGAAUAGCGUCAGCUUUACCAAGAUGUCCGAAGAGGCACACCGGCGGUACGCGGAGAUCAUGCGGGAUGUUGAGUUCAUGCUUGACGAUCACAUAGAGCACCAAAGAGACGGCAACAUGCUGCUCUCAAAACUCAAGCUCCUGGUACCAACUAUAGGCAACUUCUUCACGCGGUUGCCGCUAGAAGCGGCCUUUAAGUAUCAGGACCGAAAGAGAUUCAUCUCCUCCAGGCGUUUUGUGUCGCCCUCGUUCAAUGACGUGCGACUUAUUCUCAACUCGGCCCAGAUCAUGGCCGUGACCACAUACGGAACCCUGCAGUUGGCCACGUUCGAUGGUGAUGUAACACUAUACGAUGAUGGCGAGAGCCUGUUGCCCUCCAGCCCAGUGGUCCCACGCAUGAUCGAUCUGAUGCGGAAGAACGUCAAGAUUGGAAUCGUGACAGCUGCUGGCUACACUACCGCAGAUCGGUAUUAUGGCCGCCUGCACGGCCUCCUGGACGCUAUUGCUACAUCAACGGAACUCUCGCCACAGCAAAGGCAGAAUAUAGUGAUCAUGGGCGGUGAAGCCAACUACCUUUUCGAGUUUGAUGCCAACGCUGAGCACCUCCUCCGACCUGUGGCGCAAGAUCGCUGGCUGACUCCGGAAAUGGCCGCUUGGUCUGACUCUAGCAUCACAGCCCUGCUCGACGUAGCUGAGGCCGCGCUGCGAGACUGUAUCAAGACUAUGGCCCUUCCUGCAGAGGUGAUGCGUAAAGAUCGCGCCGUUGGCAUCAUUCCCACGUCGCCGUCGAUUCGUAUACCACGCGAGUCGCUCGAGGAGACGGUACUAGUCGUGCAGAAGAUCCUGGAACUUAGCGUAGGCGGUCGUGACUUUGAGAAUAAAGUCGUGCCCUUCUGUGCUUUCAACGGUGGACGUGACGUUUUCGUCGACAUCGGCGACAAGAGCUGGGGUGUCAAUGUGUGCCAGAAGUGGUUCGGCGGCAACGGUCCCGCUGAUGAGGGUAUGAUCAAGGGCGAGAACACGCUGCAUGUGGGCGACCAGUUUUUGAGUGCCGGGUCGAAUGACUUUAAGGCACGGAGUGUGGGUACUACGGCGUGGAUUGCAAGUCCUGCUGAGACGGUAGAGUUGUUGGACGAGUUGGCGGAUUUGAUGGGCAAGAAACUUAGCUGAGCUGGACUGGGCUUUACAGUGUGCAUCGCUUUUAUACUUAAUGCAUAAUUAAUCACCUACGAAGUCUCAUUAACUAUAUCACGCAUAUUAUAGUUUCAACUUAGUAAAUAUCGAAAGAUGAUAUUAAAGUGAG